UCCAUCGUCCUUGUUUUGGCUUCUUUAUUAAUACUUGAUUCCAUCUUUUUUUCAUCCUUCGCUUCUCGUCGCUCGCUCAUCGUCUUUCGUCUUCAUACUUUUUCUACGUUUAAUCAUCAUGCCUUUUUGGGACACAGUCAUGGACUCCCCUUCGGAUGUCGCAUACGGGAAGCGAUUAAUUCCAAACGUUGUGGAUGAUAUCGCUUCAAGCAAUCCCGAACGCAUUUGCUUUUCUUUCCCACGCUCGUCGAAUCUGCGGGAUGGAUUUCGCGAUGUUACUUUUCGAACCGUGAGUUGAGAACACAACCGUCUUAUCCGACGACAACGCGCUGAAAAGAGACCAACGAAAACAGUUUGCAAACGCCAUAAACAAGACGGCACAUUUCAUUCGUAGGGAAAUAGGGUGCAGCACCAUGUUUGAAACGGUCAUGUUCAUGGGCCACCAGGAUAUCAGGUACUUCAUUAUACUGGUCGCGUUGAUGAAGACGGGACACAAAGUUCUGCUCAGUUCGCACCACAACAGUGUAGCAGGUCAUGCCGAGCUCAUCAAACAAUCCGACUGCGGGAUAAUGCUUUACGCGUCCGGCUUCCCGGUACAUCCGAUACUAGAGCGUUGUAGGAUGGAAUCAGUGUGUAUACCGGAGUUGGAUUACCUUCUAGACGACGCCAUGUCUUGCGAAGAGUUCCCGUACGAGAAGACUUUCGAUGAGGCAAAGAUGCAUCCUUGUAUGGUAAUACAUACAUCGGGUUCUACGGGGUUGCCUAGGCCUGUGGUAUGGACGAAUUGGACUAUGGCUGGCAUCGACUCGGAACAUCUCAUCUCGCCAUCCAAUGGCCGGCCAACAUUAUGGGGAGGCAUCCUGACGCAAAACUCCAGACGGGCGUUCAGCGCGCUACCCGUAUCCCAGGGCUCGGGUCUCGUCAGUGCCAUCACCAGAGUUUGUUAUGGCAACACUACAAUCGUUAUCGGACCUCCGGGACUGCCGAGCGCAGAUACUAUUGCAGAAAUGAUAGAUAACGCCGACAUCGACAGCGUGUUCUGCGUCCCGGCAACCCUCGAGGAAGCUGCCACCAGACCAGACAUCCUUCCCAAGCUCGGCCAACUCAAAUACGUAGCAUACACGGGCACCUUCCUAUCUCAACCCGCCGGCGACUCCAUCUCGCAAAUCGUCCCUCUAUACUCGGUAAUGGCCAGCACCGAAAUCUCGAUCCUAGCCCAAUACGCCACGGACCCCGAAGACUGGCAGUACAUCCACCCCAACACGCACAUCAGCGGGAUCCAAAUGCGGCCCUACAGAAACCUCUACGAGCUCGUCAUCGUCCGAAACGACAAGCAAGCAGAUGACCAAGGCAUCUUCAAAAACUUCCCUCAUUUACACGAAUUCCCCACAUCCGAUUUAUACGAUGCACAUCCCUCGAAACCGGGGCUGUGGAAGUACGUCGGUCGCGCAGACGACAUGAUUGUCCUGAAAAACGGAUGGAAUUUCCACCCAGGCAUGCUCGAGCAGCUCCUCGCCUCGCACAGCGCGGUGCGGCAUUGCGUGGUUCUCGGGACUGGCCGACACGUGCCCGCCGCGCUCAUCGAGCUUGUCGAGGACCGCGAUGACGUGGUCGGACAGGGGGAGGUGAUGCGCAUGUUGGGUCCUCUGAUCGACAGGGCGAAUUCGUAUAGUGAUGGCGCCGGUCAGCUCCGGAAGGAUUGCGUUAUUUUCGCGAAGAAGGGGAAGCCGUUUGCUGUUGUGGGGAAGGGGUCUGUACAGCGCGGAGCGACGAUUGCGCUGUACGAGAAGGAGAUUGAACGGCUGUACAGCGAGGUCAGCGCGGGGGGAGUGAAGAUGUGAGGAUGAGGAUGAUUGGGUCGAAUGAGGCUAGUUCGUCUUGCGGGUCGGUGGUUACGUAUGGCGUUGGGGCGAAGUUCUCCGAAUCUCAGCUGUAGUGUUGGCGAGCUGAGACAGUCGAGUUGUUGGUUCUGUUGUCGAAAGAACGCAAACAAGCCGCAGAAUGUAAGUCAUACGCAGCCAGGCAUAACAUAUCGGGGAAUUUCAUCCGAUACUAACUAUUCUAGGUGUGCAUGUGCUAUCGAGUGUGGCUUACUUCUCUACCACUAUCGCACGAGAUCAUUCAUCAUGGGGUUUUCAC
Periconia digitata is the source of this 2139-nucleotide messenger RNA. The record is from the annotation of a GenBank genome assembly. Lineage: Eukaryota; Fungi; Ascomycota; Dothideomycetes; Pleosporales; Periconiaceae.